AUGAUGAAGAAUUAAUCAAUCUAACAGUAUAAUUAAGAAAACAAAAAAUUAAAAAGUAAUCUAAUCACAAAAUGUAUUCAAAAAUACAAAUAGGAAAGACGAAUUCAUAAGAAAGGAAUAAAUUAUUCGUUAAUAAAUGAUUAAAAAUCGUUUAUAUUGAUGUACUUUUGAAAAUUGAUGAAUAGUAAGAUAGAGAAGAUAAUAGAGGUAAUUAAAAAAAUUAGCAUUUGAACUUGAAAAAAUAAAGAAAGUUAUUGAAUUAUUAUCCUCUAUAAAAAUUAUAUUUUUAAUGAUGAUGACUGUAUAAAUAUUCCGAAUAUAGAAGUCAUUAGAUUGGAUGAACCAGAAAUAAUAAAAUAACAAUUAAGAAACCUUUAUCAAAAGAUAUGUUUGGGAAAUGCAUGUGUAAACUCUGGUAAAUCAUAUAAAAUUCAAAAUUCCAAAAUUUUUUUUUCUCAAUAAUAGAGCAAAAUAAAAAUGA
This is a messenger RNA of Paramecium sonneborni, 481 nucleotides long. The record is from the annotation of a GenBank genome assembly. NCBI's taxonomy places the organism in Eukaryota, Ciliophora, Oligohymenophorea, Peniculida, Parameciidae.